AUGGGAGCCUCGUUAUCUCGACUCUUUUCAUUGUUUUGGUCCAAGAAAGAGAUCCGCAUCUUAAUCCUGGGUCUUGAUAAUGCUGGGAAGACGACACUAUUAUACAGACUGAAGAUCGGCGAAGUGGUAACGACAAUUCCAACCAUUGGGUUCAACGUCGAGUCCGUGACUUAUAAGAAUCUGCAUUUCAACGUUUGGGACCUGGGAGGCCAAACGUCUAUCCGUCCAUAUUGGCGAUGCUAUUACGCAAAUACGGCAGCCGUCGUCUUCGUCAUAGACUCCACCGAUGUCGACCGGCUAGGGAUCGCCGCGGAUGAGCUGGCAGCCAUGCUGAAUGAGGAGGAACUUCGUGACGCGGCACUUCUGGUGUUCGCCAACAAGCAGGAUCAACCUGGGGCCAAGGGCGCAGGCGAGAUAUCAGAGGCAUUGAAGCUGGGAGAACUGCGCGACCGAAACUGGAGCAUCGUUGCCUGUUCUGCUAUUGACGGCAAGGGCAUCAACGAAGGCAUGGAUUGGUUGGUGCAAACCCUUCAAUCGGAAAACGCGUGA
Rasamsonia emersonii CBS 393.64 is the source of this 549-nucleotide messenger RNA. RefSeq names its product ADP ribosylation factor A (Eurofung). Gene Ontology annotation, molecular function: GTPase activity; GTP binding. Lineage: Eukaryota; Fungi; Ascomycota; Eurotiomycetes; Eurotiales; Trichocomaceae. The record is from RefSeq and is a predicted model, not a curated record. Gene Ontology annotation, cellular component: cytoplasm; Golgi apparatus. Bases 1 to 549 code for a protein of 182 amino acids. Gene Ontology annotation, biological process: vesicle-mediated transport; intracellular protein transport. The transcript is spliced from 5 exons.